Messenger RNA from Lymnaea stagnalis (great pond snail), 219 nucleotides. The record is from the annotation of a GenBank genome assembly. NCBI's taxonomy places the organism in Eukaryota, Metazoa, Mollusca, Gastropoda, Lymnaeidae.
GAAUGUAUUGACAUGUUUUAUGGAGAAGAGUGUCAAUACAAGAGCUCCUGUCACCCUCAGAACACAAAGUCGGUAAAUCCAGUUGAUGGUCUGUGUACCUGUUACUUAAACUGGACUUCGACGGAUUGUUAUGCAGAUUUUAAUGAGUGCAGCGUUGGUGCUUGCGAUGCCACUAAUUCCCACUGUGAAAACACUUUUGGAUCAUACCAAUGUAGAUGU